Osmerus eperlanus (European smelt) is the source of this 1050-nucleotide messenger RNA. RefSeq names its product neuritin 1-like a (gene nrn1la). The transcript is spliced from 3 exons. Lineage: Eukaryota; Metazoa; Chordata; Actinopteri; Osmeriformes; Osmeridae. The coding region runs from base 254 to 742 and encodes 162 amino acids. Gene Ontology annotation, cellular component: plasma membrane. The record is from RefSeq and is a predicted model, not a curated record. Gene Ontology annotation, biological process: nervous system development; neuron projection extension.
GCGUAGUCCGUGCAAUACACGUGUCCUGUCCACCCUCCCUCCUCGCGCCCACUGCGUAAGCGCACACACGCACUCACACUGGAGUACAGCGUUCAUCCCCCUCGUGAGCGUGGUAAGGACUAUCUCACCUACCUUCCGUCGGACUGCUGAGCGGAGCAGGUAGCUCAAGCUGAACGGUAGCUUACUCAGCAAACGGAUUCGGAUAUCUGAAUACCCGGUUCUCUGGCUACACUGGAAAAGGCUCGCGCUCAGGAUGACUUCCUUCGUGAAUUACGCAUGUCUUCUGUUGCCUGUUGCUUUUCUGCUAAUGUUUCCUCUCCCCAGUGCAGCGUUCUCCUCCAGGAAGUGUGGCUCCAUCUACAAGGGCUUCGCCCAGUGCCUGAUGACCCUGGGGGACAGCCUGUCAGAGAGCACACACAAAGACCACGACGCUCACGAGAUCCACUCCAUCUGCCGGUCUUGGGAUGAGUUCCACGACUGUGCUAACCUGGCGAUGGCGGGAUGCCCCGAGGAGGCGGCGUCCGUCUGGGAGUCGCUCCGCCAGGAGUCCAAGAAGAUGCAGUUCUCCGGAAACCUCUAUGACAUGUGCUCCAACCGCAACCAACCACAAGUCAAUGCUCAAGCCCCGCCCAACGGAGAAGACGCCAAUCAGGAGUCUCUCAGAGCCCGCGCCCACACGUCUGGCCAUGUCUUUUACCUGCUGCCCUGGCUCUUUCUGAUGCUGCUGUUACCAUGGAUAUAACCACGCUCAGACCCAGGGGAACCUGACAUGUACGAUCAAACGUUCUAAUGACACUCUAUUGACUUUCCGCUCACUUGUUUUAAUAAAUGUCUCUGUACAGUACUGUACCGACCAGGAGCUGCAUGUUUCAGCUGCAUGUUUAGAGCAGCAGCUUUGAAGUCUGCUAGGAACCUAUCUUUUUUUAUGUACGGUACCAACCACAACGCUCUCUCCCAUAUUUUUAUGCACUGUACAUAACACAUACACUCUCCCUGUUCCUCUCUUUGUCUUUGAGAGACUAUCUCAUUCCGUAUGCCUCUCGCCCUAUG